This is a messenger RNA of Talaromyces rugulosus, 1548 nucleotides long. RefSeq lists its product as uncharacterized. Gene Ontology annotation, molecular function: protein binding. The coding region runs from base 1 to 1548 and encodes 515 amino acids. The record is from RefSeq and is a predicted model, not a curated record. Lineage: Eukaryota; Fungi; Ascomycota; Eurotiomycetes; Eurotiales; Trichocomaceae. The transcript has a single exon.
AUGUCUUACGGCACGGAUUAUCAGGAUUUCAUUUGCUCUGAAACCCCAGGUGCCACACUUUACAUAGAAUCAACGUACCUUGGCAUGACAGACCCUAUCGCCUUUCCCAUAUAUACUGGAUCACGCGGAAUUUCCACUGGAUUGCAGUAUCCCCCGGGGUAUUCCAUACCAGUAACAACCACGUCAGAUACAACUUCAACGGCGUCGACCUCGAGCUCCAUCCCUAUUUCUACCACGUCUGUGGGGAGUAGCGUCCAAACAACAUCCAGUUCGUCGAGUAGUCCAAGUUCAUCAGACUCCACGUUAUCUUCUGGCGCCAAAGCCGGUAUCGGAAUUGGUGCGGCCGUUGUCAGCGUCCUUCUAAUUGCCAUCCUAUUGUAUCAUCUAAGACGGCGUGGUGCCCACAAUAUAGAGAACAACACGAUUAUACCUCAUUCUUUGGAAUCAAGUGAAAAGCCUGAGUUACCAACCAUGCCAGAGUUCGUACAGAGUGUACCACCUGUCCCGGCGAUGGCUGAAUUAUCAACGAACCGUAAUACCUCAUCAAGACGACCGAACAACCCACCACAGCAAACCGAAACAUAUUCAGGAUUGCAAUUCGCCGUGGAGAUUGACGAUACUAGACGCGAAUCUCAGUUACCGGAGCUGGAGUCGACAAGGGUGCCGAAUGAAACACCAGCUGCUUCGAGCAUUGCCACCAACGCAAUACUCGUUUCUCGACCAAAUGAAGGGGCCACUAUCGAAAAACUACCUUGUGACGCUGCUCAAAGUCCGGAUGAGGUGCAUGACGAAUUGAAAAUCUCCAUGAUGGUAGAAAGGGCGCUGGAAAUGGAAUAUCGUGGCGAGUAUCCGGCAGCCGAGGAGAUUCACCGCCAAGUAGUGCAAUGGAGAAAUAAGGUGCAAGGACCUGAGCAUCUAGACACGCUAUCUAGCAUGUAUCGUCUUGUCCUAGUACUUGAAAUGCAGCAAAAAUAUCAGGAGUGUCAGGAGUUGUACUGGCAGCUUUUGUCUCUAAGAGAGAGGGCACUAGGCCUUGAUCCUCCCUCUCCUUCCCUUGGUGAAGGGCUUAUGCUCCAACACAAGUAUGAGGCGGCUGAAAAUAUGGAUAGGCAUGAAUUAAACCUCAACAGCAGGGUGUUGGGCCCAGAACACCGAUACACGUUAAUAAGCACGGGCGACCUAGCCAAUGUGCUUAGACUCCAGGGAAAGUUUGCGGAAGCGGAGGAAGAAUAUCGACAAACACUAGAGCUCAGUGAUAAGGUUUUCGGCCGUUUGCAUCCCUAUACACUGCAGGUCAUCAACAACUUUGGUGUGACCCUGGAUAUACAAGGCAAGAAAGACGAGGCCAAGGAGAUAUAUCGACAAUCUCUAGAACGAAAUGUGGAGAAGCGAGGCCAUGACCACCCAGACACAUACUCAAGUUUUCACAACCUGAGAGCUGUACUCGACGAGAACGAAACGAUUAGUAUUGAUGGAAAAGGUGCGGAGGCACACGAGGGGACUAAUAGUACACCAGUCAAGGCAACUGUUCGAAUACACCGUAAAUGA